Molecule: messenger RNA, 582 nt
Organism: Misgurnus anguillicaudatus (oriental weatherfish)
Lineage: Eukaryota; Metazoa; Chordata; Actinopteri; Cypriniformes; Cobitidae
Gene: smdt1a
Product: single-pass membrane protein with aspartate-rich tail 1a
Biological process (GO): mitochondrial calcium ion homeostasis; calcium import into the mitochondrion
Cellular component (GO): uniplex complex
Source: RefSeq, a predicted model, not a curated record
CCAGUGUGUGUAGUGUGAAUAACCGAACACCGGCCUCGUCUGUCAGUCAGGCAGCGCAGCGGUGAGCAUGGCGGCGGUGUCGCUCCGUCGGUUCGUUUCUCUCGUCAGUUCGGUUCGGCGUUCUGGGCUCGUGUGCACUCAAUACCGAACCGCUGUCUGCUCCAGCAGCGGCGCCAUUCUGCCCAAACCCAAGAAAACUUCUUUCGGGUUGAUGCGGAUCAUGAUGGUUGUAGCUCCAUUUCUCUACGUGGGGACUCAGAUCAGUAAGAACUUUGCAGCUUUACUGGAAGAACAUGAUAUAUUUGUGCCUGAAGAUGAUGAUGACGAUGAUUAAUCAAAGAUGCUGUUCGGAUCUUUCGGCUGCUAGAUUCUUAUAUUUGAUCUGAUUAAAAUCAAACACUGGGCUGAUUCAACAGAAGAAAACCCAACGCUGUCUACACGUGUUUACAUCAUCAGACACCAAUCCAUGAACAAUUUCCAGAUGUGCAUUCUUCCCAAGCAGCUUUACACUACAGAGGACAGUCAUACAGGAAUAUUUAUAAUGAUAUUAAUUUUACAUUAAAAACUAUAUACAGCACUGUA